Molecule: messenger RNA, 1284 nt
Organism: Brassica napus (rape)
Lineage: Eukaryota; Viridiplantae; Streptophyta; Magnoliopsida; Brassicales; Brassicaceae
Exons: 3
Coding region: 1-1284 (427 amino acids)
Biological process (GO): DNA transposition
Molecular function (GO): DNA binding; zinc ion binding; transposase activity
Source: RefSeq, a predicted model, not a curated record
AUGGAUUAUUGGAAAUCACACCGGACGCUGAAAUUCGCAAGGGAAAUCGAUGAGGGAACACCUGAGUGUGGGUUUGAAAGCUUGCCUUCUUACUUAUACAUGAUAAGAAGGCAAAAUCCGAGUACAGUUACGCGUCUUCAAAUCGAUGAGCUUGGAAGAUUCAUGUAUGUGUUUCUUGCCUUUGGUGCGAGCGUAAAUGGCUUUCCUUUCAUGCGCAAAGUUGUUGUAGUCGACGGUACGUUUCUCAAUGGUAAAUACAAAGGGACGCUACUCACAGCACUAGCUCAGGACGGUAACUUUCAAAUUUUUCCAAUAGCCUUCGCAGUGAUUCCUGACGACGAGGGUCUUGUGUUAAUCUCGGAUAGGCAUAACUCGAUAGGGAAAGCAAUUAGAAAUGUGUAUCCGUUAGCUUCUCGGGGAAUAUGCACCUACCAUUUAUAUAAGAACAUAUUGGGACGGUACAAAGGAAAAGAUGUAUUCCGUCUGGUGAAGAAAGCGGCAUGUUUUAGGAUGUCUGACUUUACUACGAUUUUCGAGGAGACUGAAGCGAUUAAUCCUGCACUACACGGCUACCUCCAAAGAGCUGAUGUCCGACUGUGGACGCGUGUUCAUUUCCCGGGCGAGAGGUACAAUUUGAUGAAUACAAACAUAGCGGAAUCAAUGAACAGAGCAGUGUCGAAUGCUAGAGGUCUAAACAUUGUUCGAAUAUUAGAAUCGAUAUGGGUUAUGAUGACCAGAUGGUUUGCUGAACGGAGAGAGGAUGCCAGAUCGCAGCCAACCACGCUUACGCGUUGUGUCGAGAAACUACUACAUGGUCGUGUAACUGCCGCCAGAGAUUUGACGGCCCAAAGGAUUGAUGAUCAUCACACUGAAGUUAAAUAUGGAUCUUCUAGCGAGUCUUUGAAUAUUGUUAAUUUGGUAGAGCGAAAGUGCACAUGUCGGCGUUUCGAACGCGAGAAAUUGCCAUGUGUACACGCAAUCGCAGCUGCGGAGUACAACAGUGUUUGUCGUAUAUCCCUGUGCAGUCCUUACUAUAACAGUGCAUAUUUGGUGAGCGCAUACGCUGAAUCGGUCAUGCCGGCUGACUCAGCGCAACCUGUUCCAGAAAUCGUGGCUAACCAACCCUGCUUGCCCCCGUCUAUUCGUCAACAACCAGGAAGACCUAAGAAAAAUAGGAUGAAAUAUGCUUUAGAAGUUGCACUUCAAAACAAACGUCCUAGGAAAGAACACACAUGUUCUCGAUGUAGACAUAGUGGACAUAAUGCGAAAACUUUUCCGAUGUAA